Tigriopus californicus is the source of this 2814-nucleotide messenger RNA. RefSeq lists its product as uncharacterized. The record is from RefSeq and is a predicted model, not a curated record. NCBI's taxonomy places the organism in Eukaryota, Metazoa, Arthropoda, Copepoda, Harpacticoida, Harpacticidae.
GCCCCACACCACUCGGUUGGCAUGGCAGUUUCGGGUGGGCCCGAUCCCUGUCUUAAAGGAUUAGCCUGCUGGAUUGGGUGUCCCCAAUAAUAACAACUACUGGAACUAAUGGUCAAGAGGAUCAGGCGUAAAUUUGCUGGGGGGAAGUGGACCAAAAGUGGAAGUUGGGCUCAAAUUUGGUGGUGGGUCAAAACAUCCUAUCACGGGGGGCACUCGGCCCAUGGGCAAGGGUUGGGCUUAUAGCAUCAGGUGGACCUUUGACAGACCGUGGCUUGAGCCGGUCCAAACUCGAACAGCCGAAGGCCGGCCGGGUCGCCAGCCCUUGGAGCGUGGGAUCUGGGGAUGGGUGGAUUCCCACGGACGAUGCUUCUUAGGCCGCCGAUCGAUUGAGCCGAUGGAGCCUUUUCCUCGGUAGUUUUCUGCUUUUCCGUUCUGGGUGGUGUCUCUGUCUCAGUAUCAGGAGGUCGUGGGAUGAGGGCGGUGGUGCUUUGGGUGCGAGACUGGGCGAGUGCCAGGGUGGGUGGAUGUGAAUAAAAAGAAAGCCACUGACCCGCUAGCUAGCUAGCUAGCUCUUGGCCAGACUAGACUAACUGGCAGGGCCCGGACCGCCCAGACCCUGAUGGGAACCGUCAUCAUGAUCCAUGGCUUCAUCUCUUCCUGGCUGGUUGGCUGCUGCCUGCCUCGUGCCUCGUCCCGCCCUCUUGAUCCCUCAACCUGCCCCCAUAAGGCAGGCAGGCAGGCAGGCAGGCAGGCCGGCCAACCCGAAAAACAUUGACGAUUGUGACUUGAGAGUCUGGCAGCUCACCGCUAAAUUGGUCUGGGGAUUUCAGUGACGUGGGCCCUCUACCCUCCAGCCCCUACCCCCAAGCCUCGCCCCUAACCCCCUCCCAGAAAGAUGAGCUGCUGGGCGUGGACACCCUAAGCCCCGCCCGUCGGGCACCCGUGAUUGGCUGGCCUGGUCCCGGCGGACUUGAGACUGGCCGGUGGUGGUUGACCGCAGAUGGCGGGUGGGAUUGGCCCGCCCCAUUAGCCUGGCUUGGGCUCCACCCCCGAUCAAGUAUGAGCACGGCCUACCCGGCCCGCCCUUUGGCCCCCACCGGAUACGCGUCUUCCUUUUGCUCCACAUCCUCCAUGUCUUCUUCGGGCUCGUCGGCGGCUUCCUCGCGCGCCUCCUCCGUCUCGUCCAGUUCGAACCAUUUGAUGGGUGCCACCUGGACCCCCGUGAACGAGAUGGUGGGAUCGCUCGUUGGCCGCCCCGAAGCCCACGCCCACGACAUGACGGCUCGAUUAUCCGGAGCCUCCGAUCCGUGUUUGGCCAUGUUAGAUUCCGUGGCGGCCUCGGAGGACGCUUUAGCCGAGUGGCGAGCCAAAUACGAUCGGCUGUUCGAGGCCCAUCGGCGAUUGCAAAAGACAAAUCACACCUUGGAGGAUAAGCUGCUCCGGAUUGUCGACAAGUUUGAGGCGGAUAAGAAUCAAAUGACCCGGGAUCUGGCCUCACAAACUCAGAAGCUAGUCCAAGCUAAACUCACCACUCAGCAACUCCACGACCGAAAUCAAGACCUGCAGUCCGACCUGAACCUGGCCCUGACCUUGCUUCAAAACCGUCCCAGUAGUUACCUGGCUCAGCGGGUUGAUUCAUUGCCUUCAGAUAUGCAAGCCCGGGUGCGAAGCUACAUCGCCGAUAAGCAAGCCGAGAAGCUCAACAAAGAGCGGGUCGAAGGCAAGAAGAUCCGGGUGCCCAUCAUGGACGAUGUGGGGGCUCAGGAUGUGAGCCAGAAUGACAAGGUGUCGGCCGCCAUCCUAGCCAAAGUGCUGGAGGAGCGAUCCAAAGAGCGAAAGAAGGAACGUAAGUUUUGCAUCGACGUAGGCACCCAAACGCACGGCUGGCAUUUCCCGGACAAACUUUAUGCCUCGGCCCUACCUUCUCCGCCCUCGCCUCCGAAAGAUCACCCCCACCCAUCAUCCGAGAACAUUCGCGCUUCCACCCUGCAUUCAGUCAAACCCAGGUCGUCGCCCGGUCAACUACCGAUUGUGACGAGCCAGAAAGCUGGACACGCCACCACCACCAUCAAACGCCUCCCGGGCUCCGAGUCACACCCGUCCGACGAAGUGAUUCUGGAUGACGCUCAAAGUCCACCUUGUAGUGGCCCCCGAGGCUCGCCACUCGUCCCCGGUUCGGCGACGAGGGUGAAUAAUAUAUUGUUGGCUUCAGUCAUACGAACGCCACCCUCGUCAGUGCAUGCCAACUCCAUUUCAAGCGAUCUCACGCCCACUCGAGCCAAACCCGCCGAGUUGGCCCGCUCUCUGAUUGACUUGGACGAGGAUCGCUACGAGCCCGUGGCCAAUUUUGAGAAAUCUCGACGGACAACGCAAAGGAUGAAACGAAGUGCCACUUUCAGUGCGACUCAAACCGAUCUUUGAAUCAUUCCACCCACCCUUGACGUCAGACGCCCUUUAGGGCAGGAUUAGUGAUCCAAAUUGAUAAUGUUGCUUGCGCUUUAAAAGUUUGCCUAGGACUAUUUUUUGCAAUAACUGUCUUUGUGUAGGAUUGCCAUAGAGUUCGUGUAUCACGAACCACCACCGAUAUGGCCCCAUCGCCUGAUGCUCACGAGUUCUUGAGAUUGUUCCAUAGUUCUAAACCAUGUCGUUGUUGAAACUAGCAGCGAUAACCGUUUACUUGAUCGUUUACUUGUUCGAGAGUAAUAAACACUGUUUGUCAAGUCCAGAAUGAAAACAGUUGCUUGUCAGAGAUUCCUCGUGUUCUCUUAGAGAAAUUUGCAGUGCCUCAUUUCUUUCCACGAAUUUUGCUUGCAG